CUAUUAGAAAAGCCAUGAUAAAUAUUUGAAACAACUGAUUAUUUGAAAAUUUACUAAAAAUGAUACAAUGCAUCUGAAAUCAAACAUUUUUAAUCGUUUUACCCAUAAUCAUUGUCAUCAUCAUCGUGGUCGUCAUCAUCAUAAUCAUUGUUAUUGUUGUGAUAUUGAAUCAAUUUUUUUGAAAGGUCGUCGAAUUUUAAUUAAAAUGUGCAAACAAUCAAACUUGAUGAUGAUCAAGCAGAUAUUAAUACUUGCAUUAACAUUUCAUCUCUUAUUUGCCAAACAAUUGAUUGCUGAAGCAGAAAAUGAUGAUACAUCCAAACAAAGUUCUACGACAUCACCACCUCCACCGGUGAUAAUUUGUCAAUCACCAAUCGAUUUGACUGUUGAUAGUUCUUGGCUGGAACAAACGGUUUUUGGAGAUUUUCGAAUAUGGCAUAUUAUGUUUUCGUGUUUGGGUAUUUUAAUUGUAAUAGCUGUUCUUCUUUGUUGCAUGUUUCGAUGUCGAAUACCAAGAACGAAACAAGAAAUUGAAGCGGAUUAUACACGAAGAAAAAUCACUAAAUUAAUCAAUACUCAUCUAAAUAAAAUCAAGUUAGAGGAGUUGGAAUUUGACCCAUCAAAUUUAUUACCAGUAUUGAAACGAGUUGAAGAUUUAGAGGAGAAUCGUGUGAAAAAACAUCGAUCAUUCGAAAUGAGACAUAUGAAUUGGCGUCAACGUCUCAAACGAUUAUUUAGUCGUAAAGAAUUAUCAUUCGAAGAGGAUGCAGAUGAUCAAAAAGAUGAAAUUCAGGGUGUCAAAAUGUCAAAAGAAGAAAUGGAAAAAGUUGAAAAAGAAGUAGAAAGUGCCAAAAUUGAUUUAACAGCUUUCAAUAUUAUCACUGAUCAAAUUGCCAUACUUAGCAAUGGUUUUGAAUCAGAAAAGGAAAGAAAGAAACGAAUCAAAAAAGAACAAAAAGAGCAGAAAAAGCUAGAAAAGGAGCAAAAGAAAAAUGAAAAGAAAGAAAAGAAAAAUUUAUUGAAAGAAUCCAAAGGUCAGCUUUCUGCCAAACCAAUAGAAAAAGAUGGUGGUAAAUUAUUGGAACUUCAAGCAGCCCAAUUGGAAAAAGAUGUUUUGUCCAGCAAGACUGAAGGAUCUACACCUGAUGACAUUGUUUUGGAGAUUGACACCGCCAAACCUGAAUCAUCGCCCAAAGCUGAUAGUAAAAGUUUAAAACUUAAAGAAAUUGUCCAGUCAAAAAUCCUGACAGAAACAGCGGCCAAAAAAUCUACAAAAUUUUCUUUCCGUAAUACGGUUAUGGGACUAAUGUCUGGAUUUCUUAUGGGUGGUAGUGGAUCCAAACAACAAUCAGAACCUGAAUUGAAAACUGUGGAAAGUAGUAAAAGUUCAUUACAUGAAGAGAUUGUCAUUAAUAUUGGCUUAGUUGGUCGACAAACUAAAGAUGACGAAGAAAUAACAAUAAAAGAAUAUGAUAUACCCGAAAUUAAAGUCUUAAGAGAAAGUGAUGAAGCCAUUGAAGAUGUUGAUGAUGAAACGAAUAUCGAUAAAAGUCACAAAGAAAAAACAAAAGACAAAACUAAAUCAAGUAAAAGUAAACACAAAAUUUCGCGAAUGGAUGCAAUUGCUGAACGGAAUCGUUUACAGAUACCGGAAGUUAUUAUCAGUGAUAUAAAUGUUGCACGAGAUUCAAAAAUUAAAAAAGAAUCUAAAGAGAAGAAAAGUAAAGAGAAAAAGAAAAAAAUAACUAAACUCGAAUCAAAAUCUUCA
This is a messenger RNA of Dermatophagoides pteronyssinus (European house dust mite), 1768 nucleotides long. RefSeq lists its product as uncharacterized. NCBI's taxonomy places the organism in Eukaryota, Metazoa, Arthropoda, Arachnida, Sarcoptiformes, Pyroglyphidae. The record is from RefSeq and is a predicted model, not a curated record.